GAAGACAGACAGACAAUCAGUGAGUUAAUUGCGGUACCAUAUCCGCAACAUUAUUGCCUUAUCUGACAGAGUUCCCGGCAACUGCCAGAUAAGGGUCUAAAAAUAUGGACACGCAACCGCUAAAUUCCCGAAAGCCAGAGAAGAGCCUCGGAAAAACAAAAUACAUCUUAGAAUAAGCAAAUACUUGUCUUAUGACCAGCUAUAUUCGGAGUAAGUUUGAACAGUUUUCUUUUCUUUUCUUUUCUUUUUUCCUCUUUCGAAGCUAGACAAUAUACACCCCGCGGCGCCAAGACCGAUAAAUAGACAGUCGUGUUCUUGUGUCGACUGGUCACGCAAGGAACGGGAACCCACGAUCGAUUCAUCAUUAGAACUCUCGCCCUGCGUGGGUAUCGAUAGAGCUGUUAUGUUGUUUCUCCCUCCAUUCCGACAUCCCAUGUGAUUUCAUUAGUGUUACCUGAUACGCGUAGAGGAGCUGAUAACGUUUAUCUCCGUGGCUGAAGUCUGUCGAGCGGCAGUCGGGGUUUCUACGAGCCAUAGCGAGUGCGUGUGUGUGCGUCACAUGUUGGCGUUCUAGUAAUAACAUCUAGAUUCAGAAUUCGGAGAGUAAAAUCUAGUGUGCAUUGCUUUUGACGCUUUCUCGAGGAACACGAUUUUAACAAGGGAUCACAUUUCUCCUUAUUAUCGCUGUGAUUAUUUGUUAGUUUUUUUUUAUUACCGUAAUCAAAGAAUUGUCUGAAGCAUCAUCGGUGAAAAGUGUGACCAGUUUUCUUCCUCUUGAUCGUGGCAGCUCCUUUUCAGUGUCUCCUGUAACACGGAUUUUCACUUAAAAACGCGGCGCAGGUGAUGGGCGGGUAGGCGGCAGGAUGCCCCGAGUAUCACUCCGUCGUGGGCUGCUCUACCUCUCGGCCUUCACCACCUUCUCGCUCCUGCUGGUGACGGUGCAGCAGCCGGGGGGCGCGUGGCUCUCGAACCCCGCCGCCUCUCCCAUCACCCUCCGGCGGGCGCCCCGCGUCGACCACCCCGUCAUAGUGGUGGAUGAUGCGGUGGAGAGCGGCGCCCACCCCGCCCAUGACGCGGACGACGCCGCAGGGGCCGAGUCAGCCCACCCUCGCGAGGUGUACCCGAGGGUCCUGGCCUCGGCGCCCCGCCCGGAGCCCCUGCCGAACGUCACCCUCACGACGCUGCCCCCGGCGAGGCGCCCCUGGUACCUGAGCGGGGGCGAGCUACGGCCCGAGGUGCCCGUGGAGGGCGAGCAGUGGGUGCGGACGCAGCGGAUCUGGCCCGACGAGAACCCCAGCGACCGCAUCGUGGAGCAGCUCAUGUUCCGGCCGCCGCUGCCGCCGCCCCUCGAGGACCACCCCGACCCGGCCGCCUCCGACAAGGCGCCGCUGCAGUACAAGAAGAUCCUCAUGUACAACGGCAUGAACUCGUGGGGCCUCCGGGCGGGCAUGGGGCAGUUCCUCAAGCUGAAGUGCCCCGUGGACACGUGCGUGCUGACGGGGAGCCGCUCCGAGCUGUCGUCCGCCGACGCCAUCCUGUUCAAGGACCACUUCGCGAUGCCCCCGCACAAGCGCGACCCCCGCCAGGUGUGGAUCAUGUUCAUGCUGGAGUGCCCGCUGCACACGCAGAACUUCGCCAACAAGAACGUGUUCAACUGGACGGCCACCUACCGCCACGACUCCGACAUCGUGGCUCCCUACGAGAAGUGGGUGUACUACGACCCCAACAUCCGGCAGAAGACGCAGGAGAUCAACUACGCGGCCAACAAGACCAAGCAGGUGGCCUGGUUCGUGUCCAACUGCGGCGCGCGCAACAACCGCCUCCAGUACGCCAAGGAGCUGGGCAGGUACAUCGGCGUCGACAUCUACGGGGCGUGCGGCGUCAAGCGGUGCCCCCGCUCGAACUCCGCCAAGUGCUUCGAGAUGCUGAACAAGGACUACAAGUUCUACCUCGCCUUCGAGAACUCCAACUGCCGUGACUACAUCACCGAGAAGUUCUUCGUCAACGGCCUCAGGGGUCUCCCGAAUCAGAAGAGCCACCACAUCCUUCCUAUAGUGAUGGGGGCUCACCCGAACGACUACGCGAGGCAGGCACCCGAGAAGUCGUACAUCCACGUUGACGACUUCGAGUCUCCCAAGGAGCUGGCUGACUUCCUGCACAUCCUCGACCAGAAUGACGACCUCUAUAAUGAGUACUUUAGGUGGAAGGGCACAGGUGAAUUCAUUAAUACGUACUUUAUGUGUCGCCUCUGCUCCAUGCUCCAUGACGAGGGCCAUCAACAGCACUAUGAGGACGUCAAUCUCUGGUGGCGUGGCGCUGGUACCUGCAUCAAUGGAUCUUGGAGAAAAUAUGAUAAGUUGAAAAAUGAAGGAGAUAAGAAAAAAGCAGGAGAUGGCUGAGGGUAGAGAUGCAGUAGUGGAGAAGCAAUGAUAAUGAUGAUGAUGAUGAUGAUGAUGAUGAUGACGACGACGACCUUUGAUUUCUGUGCAUCAAAGGAAAAUUGGUAUCAGGGUAGCAUUUUUUUUUCUUUUCUUUUUUUUUUUCUUUUUUUUUUUCAAGCAAUAUGGAUGAUGACUCCAGCACAGGGAUUUGUCUGGAUGUGUGUACUUAAUUUUUGUGAGUGUUUCUGCACAGUUUUCUGUUCCAAAUCAUUCCAUGGGCUUGGAUAUGUGUCAUUUUUCCGUGGUUGAGAAAAAGAGAAAAGAACACUUCUAUUGAAAAUGCAUCUUCAUCAAUUUCCCAGUGGACCUUUAAAUUUCUAUACAUGAAUAAAUGGAGACAUUGCUGCAUUGGCAAUAGCACCUGUCAGUGCAGCAAGGGUAUAGAUAUGGUAUUGUGCUAGAAGGAAAGACAUUUUUCAUUGUACAUAAAAUUGGAUAGAGCACUUCUGAAGAGACUACUUCGGUUACAUAGAGAUUCAAAGUGAUUGUUCACUUGUGAUGUGAAAAGGCCAGUGUUGGCACAACUUCAAGAGUUGGCCGAUAGUUGAUAGAAAUGGAAGGGAAUAUAUUGUCAUAAUUUAAAAAAAUGGAUGUGGUAUGCUACAAUUCUUUGGGUGAAAGAGCUCUCCAGAUACAACCAUGAAAUAUAAGGCAUUUUACAGGGUUGGGAUUCACCCUUUCUGGUUGUGGAAAACAAUGCAUUCAUUUGCAUAUUGGUUGUACCAGAGAUUAAUUAUUUUUUUGCAGGUGUUCUGUGAAUGAAUCUGGAUAUACUGAACAUAUCUGUUAAGAGAAGUACUGCAUAUUUGGAAAUUAAUCAGACAUUAAAGAAAACUCGUCUAAUACAAUAUUAUAUUUCAUAGGCAGUAUGAUUAGCACUAUGUUAACACUCAAACAUCAACUUCAGCAUUGUCCACCAGUUUCACGUGAAGUAAAGAGGUGAUGCAAUAGACCAAAGAAAGUCUGCUGUAAUCAAGAUAUCUGCUUAGCUUGUAGCCCCUUCUCUUUGAAGGGUGAAUUCAUCACACCUUUUUUUUAUGAAUAUGUUACUCCUGUGUAUACUGUCUUGAUUACUGUUGAGCUACUUAACAGUAAUGGCAUAACAUAAUAGUAAUGACAUAGUGAGCUUCUAAUAUGAAGGUGCAUCAUUUUGUGUGAAUCUUGAAAGUGCUCCAGUGCACUGUUAAUGUAAUAAAUUUUCUUGUUGGUCAUUCUUUGUUAAUAUCAAGUAGGAAAUUUUACUGUUUGUUAUAAAUAACUUACCAGUAAUAUUCCAUGAAACUCAGAUGAUACAAUAGGCUGCAGUAUUUAGAAUUAGGCUCUUGACAGUGCUAAACUUUUAUUCAGUUUUCAAUCAUUUAUGUACAUUGGCAGAAUAUGAGCUAUUGUGAUUAGACUUUGUUUUAGCUUAAUUAGAUUGCAUUUAUUAAACAGUGUGAGGUUAAAAACUUGCAUAAUAUUUAUAUGAUACACCCUCAUUGUUUUUUGAGAAUCUUGAAACCAGGCAUAAUUUUAUUCCACUAGAUUUUAUUCAGACUUUAAUAUUUGUUGCACGUUUGUUAUGUUAUAUGCGCUGUGAUAUCAGUCUUAAUUAGUGGUAGUGUUUAUGAGACCAAGUUAAUGGUCUUUGAUGAUUGUAUAUCAGGUCAGGGGAUCCUUUUGUAUGAUUGAAACUAUGCUUUAUCAUGGGAAUGUAAGAUUUAAAUGCACAUUCACACUCAUUUUUCAAAACAUCUUACAUGCAUAAUCUUUCUCAUGGUUGCAUUUCCACAAGCACACACUCACUCACUCACUCACUCACACUCACGAACACACAUUCACACUAACACUCACUCACUCAUUUUUUCUGUAUUCCUCUAUCUAUCAUUUACAGAUAAACAUUCUCAUGCAGAUGUCGUUUAAAGGAAGCUAAUUCACACUCACACCAAAAGCUUAGGAUUUUUCUAAUUGUCAUGAGGCAUAUUCCAGUGAUCCUAUAUUCAAGUGUGAUAAUGUGUUUGCUAGGAUGUAUACAGAACAUUUAUUUAUUUAUUCUGAUUGUGUUUUUCUUAUAAGUGAUAGGAACAUUCUUUUAGUAUUAAUUUGAAAGUCCAGAGUAUUUUUUCGUGGGAUUAUAUAUGAGUCCAACUUCUAUCAGUCAAGAUAAAUGUGAUAUUGCAUUUGUAGAUGUGGAAGAGCCAGCUAUUGCUAUCAGAUUUUUGGAGUUGGAUUUUUUUUUUCUAUAUCUAAAAAAAUGCAGUCUGUUGUGACAUAAGACCAUUUCUUGAAACUAUUAUUGAUAUAUGUAUCCACAAGAUACUGAACCAUGAAAUAUUUCAGUAUAAUUUUAUGGAUGCUAAGGAAAAACUAUGUUUAGCUCGAUCUUUUACAUUACCCCAGUGGUGAAAUCUCACCCUGUGUGAGGUAUGCGUGAGCUAAUCAGGUUUUCUUCACUAAAAAAGUAUUUAUAUAUAUACAGUAUAUGAGAUCCACCAAAGUCAUUUCUGAAUACUUCAGUAAAUUACUGUACAUAUACACAUACAUGUGAACUUCCAAAACCAUAACAGUGAAUGAAUCAGAAGGAAGGGUAUGAUAGAAAAAGUAUGUGUUUGAAAUGAAGCAAGUCUGUUCCCCAAACUGAAUCAAAUAUCUUUAGUUCCUCUUUCUUCCUAUAUUUUAACUAAUAUUUUUUUAUUUAGAUACUGUGAUUUCUCUAUGAUAAAAUGCUUAUUUUGUUAGCUUAGAAUACCUUUUUAAAGAAAUGAGUUCAUAUACCACCCAGUAUAUGGUAAAAUAUGAACAACACUUGAGACUUAUAAGCUUCAAUACCUGCCAUAAAAGUGACCAUCAUUGAUAAUGUUGGUGUGUAACAACUAACUCAUUUAAAAUUUAGAAUGAUGUAUACUGAAACUUUUUAUUCAUACAAAUGGAAUACAGAUUUUUCUCCCUCUGGUACAGAUAAAUAAUCAGUUAUGUUAAAAAUUCUUUUCAUUAAAUGUUUUUCGGGUGUUAUGAGGUUUUGUUAUUACUAUGGUCAUAAUUUUGAUGGCUAUGCCUUGUAAGGGUUUUGAUUGAUAUAGAAUUUUUUAUUAUAAAGUUUAUGGUAUAAAUGCUUAUUGUUAGUCAGUGACCGGUAUGCAGAUAUAAUUAACUGACAACAAAGGUUAUAUGAAAGUUUGCUUGUCCAAAUAUGUUUACAGACCAAUUGCCUGAAAAAGCAUAUAUUAGAUAAUUUGUUAGCUUAAUAUUUUCAUCUGCAACAAAAGCAUAGGUAUGUUCACAUUAAUGUCUCUGUAGUGCAUAAAUGUGAGCAUAUUGAUGCCUAUGUUAUUGAUGAAAAUUUAACCAACAAAACAUUAAAUGAACACAUUUUGGACAGUUGGUCUAAGAACACCUUUUGAACAUGUGUGACCUCAUAUAGCUUCAAUAUGGGCAUGUCUGUCAAUUCAUGUAGGUAUAUUCAUUGACAUUCCUGGCAGAGUUUAAAAUGAGAAGGUGAAAAUCCUGUUCUUCAUAUCACUUCAUGCAUUUCUUAUCACAGCAAACAGAAAGGAUGCAUAGCAUUUUCAUUGAUGAAAAUAUUACAGAGAAAGUCUUAAAGCUUGAUAAUAUAACUUUAGCAAAGCUGCUGUUUAUUAAUGGAUGUCAUAGCAUAAAUGUACCAUACAGGGAUUUUGUAUUGAACUCUGGCAGUUGUCAUUAGCUUUGGCAUGUUUUAUGGAUCUUCAUGUGUAGUCUCAAGGUAUAGAAGGAAGAGAAAACCAGGAAACCAGGACAGCACAUGAUUCUGUUAGCUCAGGUUUUCUCGCUGUUAUAUUUUCCCUUUCCUCAUGAUUCUUUCCCAGAUAAGGGUACCCUAAAAGUGUUUGUUUUUUAAUCUUCCUUAUCUCAGAAAAUGCAUUCCAUUUAGAGUUUUAGUUUUUUGUAAUUUAUUUGUAUUAUUUUAUAUUGAAUAUGUUGGGGUGUAAAAAGAAAAAAAAAGUUAUGUAUUUUUGUACUUAAUCUUAAAUGAUUUGGAAACGAAGAUUGAAAGAUCUUUGUAUGCCCGAACUACCUAUCUCCUGCUUUGUUACACAUUAACACUUGUUAUAUUGACAGUCCACCAUCUUUUUUUUCUUCUUCUUCUUCCUCUUAAUCAUUGUAAGGUCUCAUCCAUUUCCGAGACAUGACAACAGUGAAAAAAAGGACAUUCCUCUUCAGAUAGUAAUAGAUUGCAAGCAUUGCCAUCCUUGAGCUUCUAUUGGCAUAAUAUACCCAAAUCUUUUAAGCUGUUUGCAUUGUAGGCUAUUUGUUUUCAAUUAGUCUCUGCAUCCUUAGCAAAUUUUAAAAAUUAAUAGAUCUAGAAAAGAAUAGUUCAACUCAAUUCACAUUGCUUAUGAGUAAUAUAGUAGUAACACUCACUGCUGAGGUAAAAGUUUUAAACUUUUAUUUUGUUUCCUUGUUUUAUUUGACAAGAUGAGGGAAAGGCUCAGUUCUGCAAUUCUGAGUCAUUAUUUAUACCAUUUUUGGGUGUUUACUAUUAUGUAGCAUUGUCUAACUGGGUCCUUCAUGUUCAGACAUUACUGUUUUCCAAUAUGAUUCCGAAUCUAUUGGUAUUUCUGUCCUAGUUGGUAAUACAUGUGUGGGGAUAUGAUUAUAUGGUGCAGUCACUACAUUCUUAUUCUGUGUGUCAGAUUUCCAUGUGUGUUUUGAUUGCCAACUUUAAUUUAGAAGUUUUAUAACUGAUAGGUAUUAUGUUUCCAAAGACACUGCAGUACAUGGGUGAACAUGUGCUGCAGAACUAGACCAAGAAAUAUAUUUUAAAAAAUCACAUCACUUUCAUUUAAUGCCAUUUUCUGAUAUUAGGAAUAACAUAAUUGUAUCUAUUCAGUCUUUUUUUCCUCUAUAUUUAGAUAACUAUAACCAUUGCUUCUUGUAUCAAUGAUAAUAGAUUGUUGUAAUGUUUAUUAGCAGAAAAUCCUCUUUAGUAUGACUGAUCUUAACUUCAGUUGCUCAUUAUAACAUCACAGUCAAUAGUUGAUAUUUCCACCUUUGGUUAAUGAUAACUCAGGGUACGGGGUCCUGACAGGGGUUGCACUUUUGGCUCACAUUUUUCUAAUAAAUUUGGUGCUCGCUGAUAUAUGUUAUGGGAGUAACGUUUUUCUUCCCAUGGCUUCAAUCUUGUUUAGAUUAUAUACUUUUUCUUCUUGUGUUGGGAAAUCUUUAUGACUUUAUUGAUUCUUCGUUAGUUUGUUCAAAUAUUAGAAUGCACUGAUGCAGAAAGUUUGGUAUUUUAUUAAUUUUGAAAAUAGUAUAUGUCAAAAAAGUUUAAAUAUCAGCACAAAUAUAUCUUCCUUUCUAUCUUUCUUUCUUUAUGACGUAUUCAGAGUUGUGGCAUUAUUUUUACAGUGAAUGAUUUUUUUUUAUUAUUAUUAUUUUAUGUGCUUUGUAUUGUUUGUGUGGCAGUGUGGCAAUGUGUUUUAACUUAUCAAUAUUUAGAAAAUAUGUAUGAUUUGUACAUAAUAAAAUGUAGUAAAUGAAA
Molecule: messenger RNA, 7941 nt
Organism: Penaeus monodon (black tiger shrimp)
Lineage: Eukaryota; Metazoa; Arthropoda; Malacostraca; Decapoda; Penaeidae
Product: glycoprotein 3-alpha-L-fucosyltransferase A-like
Exons: 5
Coding region: 864-2399 (511 amino acids)
Cellular component (GO): membrane
Molecular function (GO): alpha-(1->3)-fucosyltransferase activity
Source: RefSeq, a predicted model, not a curated record